AUGGCCUCGACAGAACGUGAUCAAACCCUCGAAACUCUCCUAAACGAACUGAACCAUCUCCAGAGUGCAACCGAUAUUACCGGAAAAACUGCUAGGGCAACUACUGGCAAGAAAGCAAAAUCAAAGGCACCUGCCCCUCCUAUAAGCCAAUCACUAGACGCACUACUAUCAAACCUACAUGAACUUAGAGAGAAAAUCGUCGAUGGCGGAACCUCAGCUGCCAAUGAGGACGAAUUCAAGGCAUUAGCAAAGACAGUAGACGACAAAAAGAAAGACAUUGAAGAGAGACAGAAGGAGGUCUACGCCAGCCUCGCACGAAUGGGUAAACUACUGGACAAGAAAUUCUCGAUAGCUCUGCCAGACACCGGACCCCUGUUCACAUCUGAGAAUGCAAUGGAAGCCCUGGAGAGGACGAUUGCAAUGCACCUAUUUCGGACAGGCUCCUUCAAUGUCGCCCACACUUUCAUGGAGGAAUCAUGCAUGGACACACCUCCAACGAAUCAUAAUCAAUUCGUAGACAUGCACCGAAUACUCACCGCACUUUCGCACAACGACUUUGAACCCGCUCUCACCUGGUGCGCAUCCAACCGUAAAUUUCUCACCGAACGACAAUCGACACUCGAGUUUGCCCUUCACCGUGCCCAAUUUCUUGCUCUACUACUCUCCCCAACUGACCCGGAUGCACGCCAAACGGCCAUCAAUUAUUCCAAGCAAUACUUCCCGGCCCUCUACGCGGAGCAUCGUCCAGCUAUCCAACGAUUGCUUACCUCGGUGCUAUUCGCCGCGCCAGGUCUAGCUGGGUCACCGGAGUACUGCGCUCGACUAGGACUGGGCGAACAAGUUCCUAUGAAAGUGGCUAUCGAUAUCGGUGGCUCGGGCGCACUGGCCAGAAUCGAAAAGGGCCGGAAGAUCAUAAAGGAUGCGAGAACAGGAUGGAGCACUGCAAAUGAGUUACCGAUCGAGAUUCCCCUUUUACCUCAGCACCGCUACCAUUCUGUCUUUAUCUGCCCUGUAUCGAGAGAACAAGCUUCCGAGGCAAAUCCGGCCAUGAUGCUGGAAUGCGGGCACGUCGUUGCGAAAGAAAGCUUGGGCAAACUUACCAAGGGCACAGCCAAUCGAGUCAAAUGCCCAUACUGCCCAAUCGAGUCCGACCCGAGCAGGGCGCUUCAAGUUCAUUUCUAA
Molecule: messenger RNA, 1182 nt
Organism: Rhizoctonia solani
Lineage: Eukaryota; Fungi; Basidiomycota; Agaricomycetes; Cantharellales; Ceratobasidiaceae
Product: ubiquitin-protein ligase E3
Exons: 7
Coding region: 1-1182 (393 amino acids)
Biological process (GO): proteasome-mediated ubiquitin-dependent protein catabolic process
Cellular component (GO): GID complex; nucleus; cytoplasm
Molecular function (GO): ubiquitin protein ligase activity
Source: RefSeq, a predicted model, not a curated record